UUUAGUUUCAAAACAAUAGAAACAAUAGAGAAAUAAAGUUUAUAUGCUGAAAAACAAUAGCAUCGCUUUGGAGGCCUUCAUCUUUUGUGCAUGAAAUGAAAGCGAAUUGUUGUAUCGAAAGCUAUAGCUUUUAGGACAAAGAAGUACAAUUAUGGAAAUAUUAAUGAAGAAUAAACUUUUUGUUUGGAUGGCUUAAAUCCCCUUACGUCCAUUCAUUAUAUUCUUGAUGUUCUUCCAACGGAAGAUAAUCAUUUUUGAAGUGUUCACACAUCAAGAGUUUUUCUUUAUUAAGAAAAUCGACGGUAGAAUUAGCGACGUGGAUGUAAGGCUUUUUGAAUGACUUUUACAAGGAUGUUUGCCUAUCCUGGAUCGUAAGAACAAAAGUCGCUUGUUUAGAAAAUGUCAACGCAAAAUGAACUCGUUUUCAUUUGAUUCUGUUCUCUUCAAAUUGCUACACUUAUUCUCAGAUUUCCAUAAGGAUAGAUGAUGCUUCUUGGUCUUAUUUACUCUUUACCUACUUACAUGCUCAUCCCAGUUUUUCCCUUGUGCGAAUGAGCCUUGAAUUGGUGAUUUCUUUCCACUUUUUUAUCAACCCAUGAUUUCUAAAGACUCGUUUUGAUGAAUUUGUUCCAAAACGAAGGCCACGAGUCCUUUGGUAACUCAGAAUCUCAUCCUUUCCAGGAAAAUGGUCCUACGUCUGCAGUCGCGUAUCCUAUGCAGCUUUCGGCGACAGAUGACUUACUUGAAAGGCGACGUGCUUCUCAGAAACGUUACGAGCAGUUUUUGGCAUCUUUGUUUGAAAAAUACGGACGCGACACUUCUGACAUAGCUGACGAAAUUGACCUUUCCACUGGAAAAAUCGUCGUAAAUCGAGGUCAUCUUCUUGGAUUAAAAAAUAAAAAUGAUGUCUGGGCACCUGAAGAUGAGCUUGGUAGUGCUCACGAACAUAUGCGCGCGGCGCCUACUUUUCCCUCCAGCAAACUGGCUAAGGACGAAUAUCAUUCAACAGCUGCACGACUGGAGCAAUGUGAUUUGGAAAUAGCCGAUGAUAUUCCUCUGAUAUCCUUUUUUCAGAACAAGGUUGGCAGUUCGCUUCCAUCAAAUCAUUCAACGGUCUCGAGGACGUCGCACUCUAAGGAAGAAACUCAAGACACUUGCAAUGAUACAACAAUGAAAGAACAGGAUGUCGCUAGUCAAGUCUCUUCCCAUCUUUCUGUUUCUUCACACACUGUUUCAUCCUCAUCCUCAGAAGGUGCGACCCGAAAGUCAUUAUCAAAAGACUCAAACGAUAUUUCGUACUCGCUAUCUCCUAAUACAAAGUCAAACCUUGAAGUCAAGGAGAAUCUCGACUCAACUCCUUUAGUGAAUGCGAAAAUGAAUGAAAUGCCGAAAGAUUCUCAGGCAGAACCGCACACAAACAAUAUCACUCUUCAGGAAGGUCUGAAAAAUCCUUUCCAAACUCCAGAAAGACCGCCGAAAAGAGGCUCUACAUUCUCUAAGCGGCUAAAGUCUUUGUCUACUUCUACGAAAAAAAGGAAUUUUGUUUCCCUCUUGUCCAUGGUUUCUCCUCGUCCUUCAUUUGUAUAUCGGGAUUCUCAAAGUUUCGUCGCCAAACCCGUUUCUGCAUCUCAGAUUUCUGUUCCUACUUCUGUUCCUUCGGUAAAGCAUCAUUCCAAAGAGCACUGUGGAAAACCAUUUUGUUUUGAAUGCCUAACCAAAUCUUCGGGCCCCAAACAAAAGUAAAAAUACUCAGUAAGUCUAUCUUCACGACUGUUCUCUCUACGUACUUUCCUCUAUGCAUAUUAUUUAUCGUAUAACACUAUAACCAUUGAAUUUCGUAAUGGUUUUGUAUAUUAAAGUUAGAAAUGAAACUGUAUUAUUCUUCGUUC
This is a messenger RNA of Schizosaccharomyces cryophilus OY26, 1889 nucleotides long. RefSeq names its product CENP-A chaperone Scm3. Bases 619 to 1743 code for a protein of 374 amino acids. Lineage: Eukaryota; Fungi; Ascomycota; Schizosaccharomycetes; Schizosaccharomycetales; Schizosaccharomycetaceae. The record is from RefSeq and is a predicted model, not a curated record. The transcript has a single exon. Gene Ontology annotation, cellular component: nucleus. Gene Ontology annotation, molecular function: histone binding; protein heterodimerization activity.